UAAAUAAAGCAAAACAUGUGGAAGUCUCCGUCAGAUGAACGCGAGAGAUUACUUCGUCGACAACGUGCAAUGGAGUUGUGGGGGCUGGCUCGUAAUUCUAUGCAAACUAAAUCAUACAAGUGUCCAUAUCACUCGUAUCAAAAUGUGCAUUCAUGUCAUCCAAUAAAUAUCGAAGCAAUGGCAGUGAAUGUGUACAGUACAAGUUGUACACAAGACAAUCUCAGUCGACAUGACAUCCUCACAUGGGUCAACGACAGUUUACAGACUAGUUAUGGUAAAAUAGAAGAAUUAUGUUCAGGUGCUGCUUAUUGUCAGUUUAUGGAUAUGUUAUUUCCAGGAUCAGUUUUGCUUAAAAAAGUGAAAUUUGGUACAAAUUUAGAACAUGAAUAUAUACAGAAUUUCAAGUCUCUCCAGUCAGCGUUCACAAAAUUAGGCGUGGAUAAGAUUAUACCAGUAGAACGAUUGGUAAAAGGUAAAUUUCAAGACAAUUUUGAGUUUGUUCAAUGGUUCAAGAAGUUUUUUGAUGCCAACUACCAAGGACAGGAGUAUGAUGCGUUAGGUGCUAGAGACGGACAGCAGCUCGGAUCAUCUGGUAAAGCUGCACAGAAACCUAAAUCACAAAUGUCUCAACUUUCAAAAGGUGGUUCAAAAGUAACAGCCAGCAGUAAAACCACAACUACACAGAGAAGUCCAGCUGCUCCACAACGGGCUCCAGCCCAGAAACCAGCACCGGUCAAUAGUCAUCAUGCUUCGGGCGAUACAGCUAAACUUCAUGCUUUAGAAGGCCAGUUGUCUGAGUUACGGUUUACUGUAGACGGUUUAGAGAAGGAGCGAGAUUUCUACUUUGGUAAACUUCGAGAUAUCGAGAUUAUAUGUCAGGAGGAUGAACACUCAGAUUCUAAUAAACGCAUUUUGGAAAUUUUAUAUGCAACUGAAGAUGGUUUUGCUCCACCUGAGGAGGAAGCUAAUGGAGAUGAAGACGAAUACUAGUGUCAGCUGUGUUUAUGUACAUUCUUAUUUCCAUCUUUCUGUCUGACCCACUUACUCCACCGGGGUCCAUGUGGACCUGUUCCAAAAUCUAGACUGAAGUUGAACAGUAGAUAGUUCAAAAGGCUCAGUGACACUGAAUUCAAAAGUGUACAAAUAAAAGAUGUAAUAUUGGUAUGUCAGCAAAUUGGAAUAUGAACUUCAAACAUUAAAGAAAACAGUUAAUCAUUAAGAAUGAAAAGUAGUAGAUGUUGACAAAAGAUUGUGUACAAUAUUCCUCCAGCAGCAAGAGAUUUUUCAACAAGGAAGUACUUUCAUUCUGUAACUUGGUGUUUGUUAUAUGUUUAAAAAUUUCGGAUGGAGGUUAGACAAAAAAAACCUUCAAGCUUGUAAGUGUUUAAAUAAAUUGGAUCUUGGUAAAAGUGCUUGUCUAUACAUUCUAUGUUUCAUAGACAUGUAGAUAUUCCGAUUCAGAUAUAAGAAGGCACUAUAUUAAAUGAUAUUUCUCUGCUAUUUGUAUGUAUAUUUUGAUUGAUUUGCUUCAAAAUUGUUAAUUUUUGGGUAGUUCUGUACACAUAGAUAUUCUAUUAAUGCUACAUAGUGUCUAAGCUUUCAGGCAAUGUUUUAUCUCUAUUUUUAGCUCACCUGUCACAAAGUGACAAGGUGAGCUUUUGUGAUCAUGCGGUGUGCGUCGUCCGUGUGUGCGUCCGUCCCUCCAUAAACUUUGGCUUGUGACCACUCUAGAGGUCACAUUUUUCAUUGGAUCUUUAUGAAAGUUGGUCAGAAUGUUCAUCUUGAUGAUAUCUAGGUCAAAUUCAAAACUGGGUCACGUGCCUUGAAAAACUAGGUCAGUAGGUCAAAAAAAAGAAAAACCUUGUGACCUCUCUAGAGGCCAUAUUUUUCAUGGGAUCUGUAUGAAAGUUGGUCUGAAUGUUCAUCUUGAUGAUAUCUAGGUCAACUUGGAAACUGGGUCACAUGCGGUCAAAAACUAGGUCAGUAGGUCUAAAAAUAGAAAAACCUUGUGACCUCUCUAGAGGCCAUAUAUUUCACAAGAUCUUCAUGAAAAUUGGUCAAAACGUUCACCUUGAUAAUAUCUAGGUCAAGUUCGAAACUGGGUCACGUGCCAUCAAAAACUAGGUCAGUAGGUCAAAUAAUAGAAAAACCUUGUGACCUCUCUAAAGGCCAUAUUUUUCAUGGGAUCUGUAUGAAAUUUGGUCUGAAUGUUCAUCUUGAUGAUAUCUAGGUCAAGUUCGAAACUGGGUCACGUGCGGUCAAAAACUAGGUCAGUAGGUCUAAAAAUAGAAAAACCUUGUGAACUCUCUAGAGGCCAUAUAUUUAAUGAGAUCUUCAUGAAAAUUGGUCAGAAUGUUCACCUUGAUGAUAUCUAGGUCAAGUUCGAAAGUGGGUCACGUGUCUUCAAAAACUAGGUCAGUAGGUCAAAUAAUAGAAAAACCUUGUGACCUCUCUAGAGGCCAUAUUUUUCAUGGGAUCUGUAUGAAAAUUGGUCUGAAUGUUCAUCUUGAUGAUAUCUAGGUCAAGUUUGAAAGUGGAUUACGUGCCAUCAAAAACUAGGUCAGUAGGUCAAAUAAUAGAAAAACCUUGUGAUCUCUCUAAAGGCCAUAUUUUUCAUGGGAUCUGUAUGAAAAUUGGUCUGAAUGUUCAUCUUGAUGAUAUCUAGGUCAAGUUCGAAACAGGGUCAUGUGCAGAUGAAUUAGGUCAGCAGGUCUAAAAAUAGAAAAACCUUGUGACCUCUCUAGAGGCCAUACUUGUGAAUGGAUUUCCAUUAAAAUUGGUCAGAAUGUUCACCUUGAUGAUAUCUAGGUCAGGUUUGAAACUGGGUCAUGUGCCUUAAAAAACUAGGUCAGUAGGUCAAAUAAUAGAAAAACCUUGUGACCUCUCUAGAGGCCAUACUUUUCAUGGGAUCUGUUUGAAAGUUGGUCUGAAUGUUCAUCUUGAUGAUAUCUAGGUCAAGUUUGAAACUGGGUCAACUGCGGUCAAAAACUAGGUCAGGAGAUCUAAAAUUAUUAAAAUCUUUUGACCUCUCUAGAGGCCAUAUUUUUCAAUGGAUCUUCAUGAAAAUUGAUCUGAAUGUUCACCUUGAUGAUAUCUAGGUCAUUUUCGAAACUGGGUCACAUGCGGUCAAAAACUAGGCCAGUAGGUGUAAAAAUAGAAAAACCUUGUGACCUCUCUAGAGGCCAUAUUUUUCAUGAGAUCUUCAUGAAAAUUAGUGAGAAUGUUCACCUUGAUGAUAUCUAGUUAAAGUUGAAAACAGGGUCACAUACCUUUGAAAACUAGGUCAAUAGGUCAAAUAAUAGAAAAGCCUUGUGACCUCUGUAGAGACCAUAUUUUUCAGUGGAUCUUUAUGAAAAUUGGGCAGAAUUUUUAUCUUGAUAAUAUCUAGGUCAAGUUCAAAACUGGGUCACAUGACCUCAAAAACUAGGUCACUAUGUCAAAUAAUGACGUCAUACUCAAAACUUGGUCAUGUGGGAAGAGGUGAGCGAUUCAGGACCAUCAUGGUCCUCUUGUUUUAUCAAAGAUUUUAGCAUUGACCCCAAAAACUUGUUUAUUUCACUGCUGAUCAUUGUUGGCUUAAAAUGAAGACAGAUAAUGUUUUAGAAAUGUUUGUAGUAUCCAGUGCAACAGCUAGUUGGGCAACAAUUUGUGGGUAUGUUGAGAUGGUUCAGAUUGUUGAGUAUAUCAAUGCCAAAAUGCUCAUUUUUGUACAACAUCUCUCGUCAUUGUUUUCUAUUUACUUUCUAAAGUUAAGAUGUUGUCCAGUACACCUAUUGAUAAUACCCAUGCAAAAAUACCUCCAAAAAGUAAAAACUGGUAUGUUAUUUGACAUUGAUGGAUAUUUCAUAUGUACAUGGAUAUGGAAGAAAUAUUACCAGAUCUGAUCAUCAAAGUGCUAUCUCUCUUUAUUUGUGCAUGAGCUCUCUUUAGUUAUCACCUCAUUGCUGUGUAUGUAAACCAUUGUCUUAUAAAAGUGCUAUUAAUCUGUAUUAUACCAGUUCUGUAUGCAUUGUUAUCUAGAUCUACUUCCUCUCUUUUCUCCCAGAAAGUCAUUUAAAGCUGUUCCAUUAUUUGAGCAUGCCUUAAUCAAUAAAUGCCUCUGUUUGCUGUUUUCUUUAUUAUGACUCUUGGUUUUGAUAGCAAUACCAAAAAUGGUAAAAAUGACCUACUCAUUUAUAGAUGAGGCUGUUCAGCUACCUUUCAGCAUUGCAAUAGUAACAUCUUGCUUUAGGUUAGAUUUUACAUUUCUAAUGCCCCUUACUCAAAGAUCAAGAUCACACUCAGAGGUCAAAGGUCAAUAGGAUUUGGUUACAAAAAAAUUGAUCAAACAUUUAGCUAGAUGUUAUAUAUAAGUUACCACUUCCAUCAAAUGAAGCAGUAUUGGAGGCAUGCACUAUUUCAAAAGUAGUUUAUUGUUUCAUGAAGAAUAUGUUGAAUUUAGGAACAGGACUGUUAAAGUUAGCAAAAAUAUUACUGAUACAGUGAGCAGUAUUAGUUUUAAGUAACUCUUCUGUUUGAACAUGUAUUCAGUGUCUGAGGUAUAUACCUUACAGGUUUUAUAUAAAGACUCUUUCAUAAGUUAUUUCUACAUGUACAACAACAGUAUACCUGUUUUAUUAAAAUAAUGUUUAAGGUUUUUAAGUCUUGUUGUAAAUUGGUAUUUCAUUUUUGACUUUGGAUAAUGGGGAAGUAUAGACAGAUACUCACAAGCCAAGUUUUGGUUUUUGUUCACAUCUUAAAUAUGCUAUUUAGUGGUGUUUCAGAUAUAAAAAAAGCAACAUGAGAAGAAUAUCCAACCUACAUAUAGACCACACUUCUAUGAUUUCUUCUAAAUUUUUACUGUAUUUUGUUAUAGAUUAUUUUGUAUGCAGUAUUUUCUGCGAGUGUGUGUGUGUGUGAACAGUUAACAUCAUUUAUAUAUAAAUGUUAGAUCUAUUUAUUGCACAUGGAUAUAUUAUAUAAUUAAUUGUAUUUGUAACAAUUUAUAACCUUAAUUGAGAUAAAUUGUUCUGUUUCAUUUCAUUUUUUUUUUUUUUGUACUUUUGUUAUUAUCAAUUUAGUUAUAAAGAGCCAGAAUUUUCUUUAUUCUUAACACCAUAAAUAGGGUAGAGAGUAGACAUUUCUGACAUUGUUGGGGUAAGUUCUGAGUGUGUCGGUACAAGUUCUGACACUGUUGGGGCAAGUUCUGACUGUGUCGGUACAAGUUCUGACAAGUGUUGGGGCAAGUUCCAACUGUGUCGGUACAAGUUCUGACAGAUUUGGGGCAAGUUCUGAUAGUUUUGGUACAAGUUCUGACAGUGUUUGGGCAAGUUCCGACUGUGUCGGUACAAGUUCUGACAGAUUUGGGGCAAGUUCUGAUAGUGUUGGUACAAGUUCUGACUGUGUUGGGAAAGCUCCAUUAGCAUUUGGACGUGUGUGGGCAAUUUUUGGUAGUGUUUGGACAGUGUUAUGACAAAUUUGGACAGCAUUGGGACAAGUUCUGACAGUGUUGAGACAAGUUUCAUCAGUGUGGGACAAGUUCUGCCAGUGUUGGGACAAGUUCUGACAUUGCUUGGGCAAGUUCUGACAAUGUUGAGACAAGUUUCAUCAGUGUGGGACAAGUUCUGCCAGUGUUGGGAAAAGUUCUGACAGUGUUGGGAGUGUUAUACUAUCUCCCUGAUGGUGAAUUGAUCAGCUACUUUAAUUUGACAUUAUUUCGUAAUUAAUGUCAAAUUGACGGUUACCUGUUCAACAGUUCAGAAUCUCAUGUGUUCAAGUUCUUCCAUGCAUAACUCCAAUUGAAUGGUCAUUCCCCUUGAUCAGAGUCUCUUCCAGAACUUUAAAAAAGAAAUUCUAUUCUGUAUCAUAGAUUCAUUUCGGCUGUUUCUUGUAGUGGAAAGAUAAAACAACUAUUUCAAAAUAAGAUACUGAGACAAUCAUUUCAUACCUAGGUUUAUUGUAAAAAGAAUUGCCCAGACAAUGCUGACAGUUUACAAAUUACAGUUUCUUCUGAGCUUAUGUUGCUACAAUUUUAGCCUGGAUUGGUGACAGGUCAUAAAGUACUAAAUUACCACAGAAGAUCCUGUAGGAAUGAUCACUAUGCUAGGUUGUUUUUGUCUGUCCUGAAUUAGCUCAAUAAUACUGAAAGAAAGGUAAAAUAAAAUUCACUUAGUUUAAAGAGAUACACAUGUGAAAUACUGGACAAAAAGUUAAAAUCCUUUUAUUUAUUGUAUAAAUGGUAUUUCUCACAUUUUAUUGACAUGCAUAAGAUAGAUAUUUUCUUCAUUGGGUGUUGUGCAUGCACAAUUUCCAUAACCUUGUUAACCUGACUUUUCCAGGUUAGGAAAACAACAGUAACUGAAAGUUGCUAUAAAAUGUCAUUUCCACUUUCUUUCCGACAAGGUAAAGAUACUUGAUGGUCUAAAUAUGGAUUGGAUGUUUUGGCUAUUUCACCUAUCUUCAUUAUUAUAGCACCCACAACAGCAGGAAAUAGCCUUGUUCAUUUUCCUAUUAUUUUGUAAGUAAAAUGGACUAAAUAUAUCAUUGAUCUGUUUCUUGAAAAAAAAAAAAAAAAUCACCUAAGUAUCUCUUUAAAGGAUUAAUCCAGAUGUUUUGUUCAGAGCACCAGUUAUGACAGUGUUAGAUUUCGCAAUAUUACUAAAUUGAUUUUGUCAGUAGAAAGUUUGAUACUUCAUCUGUUGUUUUCAGUCAGUUCACAGACAGGACAGAACUCUACCUGUUGUUAAUAUAUUCACCAACAGCACAUGGACUCUUAUAUAAACUCUUCUUGGCACCUGUUUUUCAACAUUAUUUAUUACAUGAUCAAUUUUGUUCUGCAAGUUUUAACCAUAUUUUGCACCAGAUCAGUCGUCAGUUUGUAUUUGUUAUAAUUAAUUAGAGUUCAUGUUACUAUGAUAAUACAUUUGCAUAAUUCUU
This is a messenger RNA of Mercenaria mercenaria, 6915 nucleotides long. Its product is annotated as microtubule-associated protein RP/EB family member 1-like. Lineage: Eukaryota; Metazoa; Mollusca; Bivalvia; Venerida; Veneridae. Gene Ontology annotation, biological process: regulation of microtubule polymerization or depolymerization; protein localization to microtubule plus-end; spindle assembly. The coding region runs from base 16 to 990 and encodes 324 amino acids. Gene Ontology annotation, cellular component: spindle midzone; microtubule organizing center; cytoplasmic microtubule. The transcript has 8 exons. The record is from RefSeq and is a predicted model, not a curated record. Gene Ontology annotation, molecular function: microtubule plus-end binding.